Molecule: messenger RNA, 990 nt
Organism: Egretta garzetta (little egret)
Lineage: Eukaryota; Metazoa; Chordata; Aves; Pelecaniformes; Ardeidae
Gene: PTGR3
Product: zinc binding alcohol dehydrogenase domain containing 2
Exons: 2
Cellular component (GO): mitochondrion
Molecular function (GO): zinc ion binding; oxidoreductase activity
Source: RefSeq, a predicted model, not a curated record
CGCGCCCUGCGGCAGGACUCGCCCGUGCCGCUCCCGGGAGACGGAGACCUCCUUGUCAGGAACAGAUUUGUCGGCAUUAAUGCAUCUGACAUAAACUACUCCGCUGGUCGAUAUGAUGCCUCAGUUAAGCCCCCAUUUGACGUAGGUUUUGAAGGUGUCGGUGACGUGGUAGCAUUAGGGCUCAGUGCUAGCGCCAGUUAUACCGUGGGUCAGGCCGUGGGCUAUGUGAAGGCAGGUUCCUUUGCUGAAUACACCGUUGUGCCGGCCAAACAAGCAGUUCCUCUGCCCUCUGUGAAACCCGAGUUCCUUACUUUAAUGGUAAGCGGCGCUACCGCGUACAUCAGUUUGAAAGAGCUGGGAGAGCUGUCUGAAGGCAAGAAGGUUCUGGUGACGGCCGCAGCUGGAGGAACGGGCCAGUUCGCUGUGCAGCUUGCAAAGAAGGCAAAAUGCCAUGUAAUUGGAACCUGCUCCAGCGAUGAAAAGGGUGGUUUUCUGAAAUCCAUCGGCUGUGACCGUACGAUCAACUAUAAAGCUGAAAGCGUUGAGUCUGUUCUUAGGAAGGACUACCCCGAAGGUGUGGAUGUGGUGUAUGAAUCUGUUGGGGGAAAGAUGUUUGACUUGGCUCUUAACUCCUUGGCUACCAAAGGGCGCCUGAUAGUGAUUGGGUUUAUCGCUGGCUACCAAAACCCUACUGGCCUCCAGCCCAUCCAAGCGGAGUUACUGCCAGCAAAACUGUUGAAGAAGUCUGCCAGCGUCCGGGGUUUCUUCUUGAACCAUUACCUUUCCGAAUACAAAAUGGCUCUGAAGCACUUGCUGGAGAUGUAUGACAGAGGAGACCUGGUUUGUGAGGUGGACUUUGGAGACAUGUCUCCGGAGGGCAAGUUCAUUGGCUUGGAGUCUGUAUUCCGUGCUGUAGAUUACAUGUACAUGGGAAAAAACAUUGGAAAAAUUGUAGUUGAAUUACCUCACUCUGUCAACAGUAAGCUGUAA